AUGUGGCACAACUUGUUAAUAAAACUGGCACAAUCUUCAUUCAAUAUAAACAUUACUAUUCUUUUAUUCUUUACCUAUAACAUCCCAUUACAAUUUUUCCAUGAGGAUGGACAAGGGAACGCUAUGAACGAAGAUGGUCGUGAGCCUGUUUUAUCCGAAGUAGAUCUGGAAGCACUUCCUUUGGAUACUAUUACAAAUUUUGAUAUACAUUCUGAUUUGAAACCUCCAGAGAAGGAUGUGAAGCAAAAAGCUCCAGAUGUAGUCGACAAGAGAGGUUCAGCAGGAAAGACUGAGCGUCGGAUUAUAAGAAAACAUGGUGAUGAUAUCAGGGCAUUAUCUUUCUUCCAUGUGUAUGAGAAAGGCUUAAGCAUUUCAAAAGCUGCGAAAACAGUUGGUAUUCCACCCAAAACAGCUGACAAUUGGUACAAAGCAGACCAGGCUGAGAUAGAAAAGAGAUUCAAAACAGAUCAGGACAAUCCAAAUUAUAAAAGUAACGAGGCAAUUGAGGAUAAAGAAGCAAAGCCUGGAAGAAAAAAAAAAGAUCUUAGGAUCAGAUCAUAA
Phycomyces blakesleeanus NRRL 1555(-) is the source of this 561-nucleotide messenger RNA. RefSeq lists its product as hypothetical. Bases 1 to 561 code for a protein of 186 amino acids. The transcript has a single exon. The record is from RefSeq and is a predicted model, not a curated record. Lineage: Eukaryota; Fungi; Mucoromycota; Mucoromycetes; Mucorales; Phycomycetaceae.